This is a messenger RNA of Rhododendron vialii, 1026 nucleotides long. RefSeq lists its product as uncharacterized. Bases 54 to 818 code for a protein of 254 amino acids. The record is from RefSeq and is a predicted model, not a curated record. NCBI's taxonomy places the organism in Eukaryota, Viridiplantae, Streptophyta, Magnoliopsida, Ericales, Ericaceae. The transcript has 8 exons.
CUCGCCAAUACUCAGUACUGUACCCAUCGAAACUCUACUCUCAUAGGAGCGAGAUGAGAGGACCCCGUUUUGCCACCAUAUCAGUCUCACCGUCACCGUUCGCCGGCUCCUUCACCGCCGUUCGCCAGCGACACUGCUUUCCACCGCCGGCCGUGCAAGGACCUCUAGGGUUUGACGGCGGCACUAACAAGUACUGGGACAAGUUCUACAAGCGCCACCAAAACAAGUUCUUCAAGGACCGGCAUUACUUGGAUAAGCAUUGGGGGAAAAACUUCUCCGAUGAUAGUUCCGCAUCUCCGAAUGGGAAGGUCGUUUUGGAGUGGCAGGUUGGUUGUGGAGCAUGCAAUACUGUAUUUCCCCUGGUUGCUAAAUAUCCUAAACUAUUUGUUCACGCCUGUGACUUCUCGCCCCAUGCGAUUAUCCUUGUUAAGUCACAUGUGGAUUUCAAUGAAGACCAAGUCAAUGCUUUUCUUUGUGAUGUUGUGACUGAUGAUCUCUGUGACACAAUGAUGCCUUCUUCUAUUGAUGUUACCUUGCAGAUUUUUAUGUUGUCUGCAGUUUGUCCAACGAAGAUGCAUUUGAUACUACAGAAUGUCAAGAAAGUAUUAAAGGUAGAGUUGGAUCAGAGGAAUCAGAUGAUUAGUGAGAACUUCUAUAUUCGAGGAGAUGGUACUAGCGCUUUUUACUUCUCUGAAGAAUUUUUGUCAACCUUGUUUGGAGGUGCUGGCUUCACCAUUGUAGAUAUGGAUAUAUACGGCAGACAGAUUCAGAAUCGUUCUCAGAACAUAACCAUGUCUGGGGAAGUUGAUAAAUUUUGAUGGACAUAUUUGACUUAAUUAUCACUGUUCCAUUACUGCACCUGCGAACUCUGAUAGUUGGAACUUGGAACUCAGAAUGAAUGUUAUCAAACGACAGCAAAAACAUACUGGCAAAUGAAUAUUUCUCCCCCGUAAACCAUGGUAGCUUGAUUAAUUUAAUACUAGGAUGGAUGUGAAAGAGCAUAGUGAUCCCGAGACACUUCAAAGA